Protobothrops mucrosquamatus (brown spotted pit viper) is the source of this 956-nucleotide messenger RNA. Its product is annotated as GRAM domain-containing protein 2A-like. Bases 6 to 956 code for a protein of 316 amino acids. The transcript is spliced from 10 exons. The record is from RefSeq and is a predicted model, not a curated record. NCBI's taxonomy places the organism in Eukaryota, Metazoa, Chordata, Lepidosauria, Squamata, Viperidae. Gene Ontology annotation, molecular function: phosphatidylinositol-4,5-bisphosphate binding. Gene Ontology annotation, biological process: regulation of store-operated calcium entry. Gene Ontology annotation, cellular component: organelle membrane contact site; extrinsic component of cytoplasmic side of plasma membrane; endoplasmic reticulum membrane.
AACCAAUGCAUGAGAAAUCGGGGCCCAUGCACAGCCUGGACAAGCUGGAAUCCUGGCACAAGGAGAAGAACUUGGGUUCUCCGAAUGGCAGCCUGAAUCUGAAUAACGCUGUAAAGAAUGAGGAACUCAAGAAAUGUCACCAAGAAGUCACGGCUCCCAAUAAGUAUAAUUCUCAGUAUCACAAGUUAUUCAAGGACAUCCCCACUGAAGAAAGCGUGGUUAAAGUCUGCUCCUGCGCCCUUCAGCGAGACAUCCUGAUCCAGGGCCGUCUCUACAUUUCUCCAAACUGGCUCUGCUUCUAUGCAAACCUUUUUGGGAAGGAUAUCAAGGUUGUGAUUCCUGUGGUCUCUGUCCAACUAAUAAAAAAGCACAAAACAGCCCGGUUGUUGCCAAAUGGACUCGCGAUCACCACCAACGCCAGCAGAAAAUACAUCUUUGUGUCCCUCAUUUCCCGAGACAGCGUCUAUGAUGUUUUGCGGCGAGUCUGCACCCACUUACAGGUCUCCAGCAAAAAAAGUCUGAGUUUGAAAGAGCUCGCUGAAGAGCCAGAUGCGGUAUCCUUGGAGGUCAUUGUCCCAGAGCUGAAGUGGAGGAGGUCCUCGGCGUCGCUCUCCCUCACCCUCCCAGAUUCCGGCUUCCAGUGUAUCCACCGAACUUCGAUCAGCAACCUCAGUGCUAAGGACAACUCCUGCAACUCGGAGGAGCCCCUGGCAUCAGAAAGUACAAUAAACUCUGAGGAGGAAGAGGAGGAGGAAGAGGAGGAGGAGGAGUUAGUAGUGGACCAAAGCUACAAAGCAGAAUUGAGACCAGCUGAUUAUCAGCUGCUAAAAAUCUUCAUAGUGUUAAUCUGCCUUUUGGUGUUGUCCUCAUCGUACUUGGCCUUCCGAAUUUUCCGGCUGGAGCAGCAACUCUCCUCCUUGAACCAGGAUUACUUUUCCCGAAUAUCUCAAAGGUAA